Molecule: messenger RNA, 2128 nt
Organism: Polypterus senegalus (gray bichir)
Lineage: Eukaryota; Metazoa; Chordata; Cladistia; Polypteriformes; Polypteridae
Gene: arrdc2
Product: arrestin domain containing 2
Exons: 8
Biological process (GO): protein transport
Cellular component (GO): plasma membrane; cytoplasm
Source: RefSeq, a predicted model, not a curated record
AUGUUGUUCGAGCAGCUUAAGAAGUUCCGCAUCGUCCUAGACAGCUCCGAGGACGGCACCCCGCCGGUGUUCAGCAGCGGAGACGUGCUCUCCGGCCGGGUCUUACUGGAGCUGAGCAGAACUUCCCGGGUGACGUCCCUGAAGCUGCACGCCGUGGGUUACGCGAAGGUCCACUGGACCGAGUCCCGCAGCGCCGGCUCCAGCUCGGCGUACACCCAGAACUACAGCGACGAGGUGGACUUUCUGAACCACCGGGAGACGCUGCUGCAAGCAGAGGACAAUAAUGAGCCCAAAGUGCUGCAGGCAGGGAGACACGAGUUCCCCUUCAGCUUCCAGCUGCCAGAAGACACCCUGGUGACUUCCUUUGAAGGCAAACAUGGAAGCAUCCGGUAUGCAGUGAAGGUGAAAUUGCAUCGGCCCUGGUGUACCGUGAAAAAGAUCAAACAAGAAUUUACCGUAAUUGAGCCAAUCGAUAUCAACACCCGACACUGCUGGUAAGCACCCCAGGCUGGCGCCAAAGAGAAGAUGGCACGUCUACUGUACCGCAAUAUUGGACAGGUGUCUCUGACUGCCAAGAUUGACAGGAAAGGCUACACUCCAGGUGAAGUGAUCCCCAUCUUUGCUGAAUUUUACAACUCCACCUACCGCAGUGUUGUCCCCAAGGCUUUCAUUACCCAGACACAGACUUUUAUUGCCCGGGGGACAAUGAAGCAGAAGAAGUCUGUGGUGGCCACCUUGAACGGCGACGCCAUCAGUGCCAAAAAGCGAGAUACCUGGCACGGCCGGGCAAUCAAAAUCCCUCCAGUGGGCCCAUCCAUCCUGCAGUGCCGCAUUAUCAGGGUGGAGUACAACCUGCGGGUGUGUGUUCAUAUUCCUGGCACUUCCAAGCUUUCUCUGGAGCUGCCCCUGGUCAUUGGCACCAUCCCCCUUCACCCCUUCGGGAGCCGGACCUCCAGUGUCAGUAGUCAGUACAGCGUCAACCUGGAGUGGCUCCGCAUGGCCAUCCCCGAGCAGCCUGAGCCUCCACCAGAUUACAGCGCCAUUGUGUCUGAUGAAGAGGCGGAGCAGCACAUGACCCCCCCUCAGAUCGAGGAGGACAUCACGGGGGUCCUGGAGCGGCCCUACUUCGCUUAUGUGCAGGAAUUCCGAUAUCGGCCUCCCCCCGUCUAUUCAGAGGUUGACCCCAACCCUCAGGGCUCCGCCAUCAGACGCCGCUGCAUGACCUGCUGAGCGCCCAGUCGGAGGCCGCGGGUAGCGGCGCCAGUCAGAACUUCUUCCUUUGAGGAGAGGUGCAAUUGUGCACCCACUUGAACUCGGAUGCAGGGGCGGACGUCCUGUGUGGGCACGGGCGGUGCCCCCUGUGCUGUGACUGAAGCAGACUGCUAGACGCUUCUGCGAUUCUGUCCUUAAAAAGUUGGUACCUGAACCGACAAUUUGCCAAAUGAAACCUGGGAGUGGAGGACGAGAGGAGAAAGCCAUGCCAGGGCGGGUGCGACGCAGCACUUGGUCUUCACAACUUGCCUUUCCCCCACCCCACCAGGCUACCUGGCAUCUUCGACCGAGGGUGGCACAACCCUGGUGUUGUAUUCUGUUUCUGCUUGAAGCUCUGGUGCUGUGGGACAGCAGAAAUUCUGCCCAGAGGGGACGGGUGGCUGUUCUUGGUGAUGGCACCACGUUGGUCUUUACCUCAAGUGCCAAUUAUAGGGCUACACUUGCUUCAGGGAUCCUAUGCCAGCUUAAUAGUUGUAAUUGUUGGCAGUGGCACAAUUCACUGGGUUGCCUACACAACGUAUGAAGUGCAGCAGGCUUUGGAGAAGAGGGCAUUGCCAGGCUGCUGUGCAGGAUGUGGGUGCCAGUCUGUUCCUGGCUUCUCCCAGGGGUGAUGCCCUAAUUUCAGUGCCAUGUCGGAGGACUUGUGGAUCUUUUGCAUUUCUUGAGGUGCCUUUCACUUGACACAUUCCAGCUUGUUGGCAGUCAGGCUGCGACUGGGAGCCCCUCAGGGUGGCACGCAGCUCGGACCCCAUGCCUUAUUUAUGUUCUUUACAUGAACACCAAAGGACUCGUUGUUGUUGACACUUUGUGGUUUUUGUCUUUUUGUAAACAUUUUUAAUAAAGCCAAAGAUCAGUG